Penicillium angulare is the source of this 2172-nucleotide messenger RNA. RefSeq lists its product as uncharacterized. Bases 1 to 2172 code for a protein of 723 amino acids. The record is from RefSeq and is a predicted model, not a curated record. The transcript has a single exon. Lineage: Eukaryota; Fungi; Ascomycota; Eurotiomycetes; Eurotiales; Aspergillaceae.
AUGGCCGACGAACCGCAGCUAGGCUCCAUCCACGAGCGGAUCGCCGCUCUGAAACUAUCCCAAGCCGCUCGCGCACCGGGCCCCGAGCCACCACUAUUCCCCGCGGGCGCUGAUCGCAGUCAACCUGUCAACAGCCCACCAUCCUACGAUGAAUCGACUAGAAAUGAGCCCGCUAGCGAGCGUCAACAUCGUCCGGCUGCGCGCCCACCUCCUACACCGUCACCAAGGCCCGAGCUGAAACCUAAACCGAAAGUACCUCCGCCGCUUCCAACACGAAGAGAUCGAGGCCCUCCCCCUCCACCACCAGCGCGCUCUGAGUUCUCCGAGCGGCGCCCAGCAUUACCGCCACGUAGACCGACUGAAGAGCCUCUACGGAGACAAUCAAUAGAGUCAAUCACAUCUGAUGCCUCACACUCAACCACGGCGACAACAAUCGGCAGCCUGGGCCGCGGUGCGUCAUCAACAUCUGUCAAUUCCACUGGUGGUAGUCGCAUCAAAGCUCCAGCCUGGGGAGAGACGCAGUUACCUGUUCUACCGCCCAAGCGUGUCAAGGAAGAUAUUUUAGAUACGCCACCGCCUCCGCCCAGUAGCAGCUCCGAGUCCAGGUUUGGCGGUUUAACCUCGAAGUUAUCAUCCUUGCGAGGCAAGGUGCCUGGGUCCUCUUCCUCAACGCCAGCACGACCAGCAAGGCCUAAUUUACCUUCACGUCUCACGAAUGGAUCCAAUACAUCCCUUUCACAACCAUCUUUACCCCCGCGACGACCCUCUGGUCAACAAACGCCAGUAGAUGAAUCAACGAACGAGGCAGCCCCCAGUCUUCCAGCCCGGAGAUUGCCCCCGCCCUCGAUUGCCGAGGAUAUUAACGGUCUCCGAAACGCUGGGUUUGGCGGCUUAAAAAACCCGAGGCUUCCAGCAAGACCCAGCAGCACGCCAGCAGACAACGCCCCUGUACAAAAUUGUGGACCACCCCCGAUUCCCCAUGGAACUCGCCCGGAUCUCUCCAAGAUUCUUGCCACCAAACCCCGUCUCCACGGGUCUAUGCCAAAUGCAAAACCAGCAGUCAGCUCUACCACGGAGUGUUUGGUCUGUCGAGACUUUUCUGCGCCAGACGCCCGGGGCGCGCAAUAUCCGCGUGCUUCCCUCCCAACCCAGGAUUUGGGAUGGCUGGCUAACGAAUUGACUGCACCAUUUCCAUCGUUAACCGACAAAGCUAGGGCCAUUUUUUCAUGGCUCCAUCACAACAUUGCUUACGAUACUGUUGCUUUCUUCAAUGACAAUGUCAAGCCUUCUACACCACAAAACACACUAGCUACUGGCUUAGCAGUCUGCGAAGGGUAUGCAGGAUUAUUUACUGCACUAGCCAUCAGGGCGGGUAUGGAAUCCGUCGUCGUUGGAGGGCAUGGCAAAGGAUACGGUUACACGCCUCUCGCACCAGGAGCGAGGGCACCGCCUUAUGAAGCGGGUCACGCCUGGAAUGCUGUUAAGAUUGACGGAGGACGUUGGAAGCUAAUUGACCCAUGCUGGGGCGCUGGGUGUGUAAACGGCCACGGCAUGCCAUAUGAGCCAAGAUACAAUCCUGCUAUGUUCUCUAUGACAAACGACGAGUUUGGCCUGAAACAUUUCCCCGAAAAUAGAGAAUACUUCUUCCGCGACGACGGUCGCCCUAGCAUCCCCUGGGAAGAAUAUAUUCUUAUAAACCCCGAGAUGCCUACUGGCCUCAAGCCCAUUCAGACCUACAGUGACGCCGAUAAACACAGUAUCGGACGCAAGACUCUUCAACCGGCUGGUGGUGAGAUUUCUGUAUAUAGCACACCAAGCCCGCUCCGAUUCCAAUUCGGUUUACUAUGUGAACACUGGACAUUAGCGCAUCAUACAGGCGUGAAGCCUGCUCUUUUCUUGCUCAUGAUAAAAAGUGUCGAUGGACGCAAAGAUGAUCAGCUUGUUCUGCGACACGUGGCUGGCACUGGCCCUGGCGGCGGUGGCGAGUUUUGGUACGUGGAUGUUCCUGAUACACGGAUGCUUGGAGCGCCGGGCCAGAAGGUGCUACUUGCUGUGUUGACCAAAUUUGGCGAGCGCACAGAUUGUCGUGGCAUCACUCCGGAGGAGUAUGAUUCUAAACGCGGGCGUGUGGCUAUGGCAUGGGCCUAUAUUGCACAGUGGGAUUUGGUCUAA